UGUUCUAGUAAUUUCUGAUUAAAAAAAAGCAAUAUUGCAUUAUGCAAAACAAUAGUUUAAACCAGAUGAUUUGGUGAUUUUAGAAAGAUUUGAGAUUUUCUAGACAUUACAUGUGACAAUAAGAGUAUUGUUUUGUUCUUCACAGGUUGAUGGAAAACUACACCUACGACAGCUUCACACUCCAGCUGGAGGGGUUAAAUGUUUCCAAAGAUUCUCUGUACUCUGUGUUUCUCCUCUUCUUUUUCUCUUACCUGUUCUUAAUGGUUGCAAAUGUAGGCAUUGCUGCUCUAGUUUUCAUUGACAGAAACCUUCACCAGCCCAUGUACCUCCUUUUUUGCAACCUGCCCUUCAAUGACAUUCUUGGAAAUUCUAUCAUGGUGCCUCGUUUGCUUCUAGACAUGUUGAGGCCUCCCUCCGAGCGCCUCAUCAGUUAUUAUGAAUGUGUGGUCCAAGCUUUUACCUCACACAUGUUUGGUACCACCACCCACACAGUGCUCAUGAUUAUGGCCUUUGACAGAUACGUGGCCAUCUGUAAUCCCCUGCGCUACGCCGCUAUAAUGACCAACAAAAUGGUGAUCAAGCUGACGGUUUUCGCCUGGGGGGUGGCCUUUGUUUUGGUGGCCAUUCUGCUCGGUCUGACUGUACGACUGAACCGAUGUAGGACUCUGAUCACAAAUCCUUACUGUGACAAUGCCUCGCUGUUUAAACUCUCCUGUGACAGUGUGUUUAUUAAUAAUGUGUACGGCCUCACCUUCACCGUGGUCCUGUUCACAGGUUCUAUAGGCUGCAUGGUUCUCACCUAUACCAAGAUCACAGUAGUCUGUCUGACCAGCAACAACAAGUCUUUGAACAGUAAAGCCUUGAAGACCUGCAGCACUCACCUGGUUCUGUAUCUGAUCAUGUUGAUCAGUGGAUUUAUUGCCAUUAUUCUGCAUCGCUUCCCUCAAUACUCAGACUACAGGAAACUUUCUGCCAUUCUGUUCCACGUCAUCCCCGCCAGCCUCAACCCCAUCAUCUACGGCGUGCAGUCAGCAGAAAUCUGCAAAUCCUUGUCCAAAUUAUUCCGAUCCAAACCAGUUGUGCCAUUAUUCUGAAUUUUAAAGUUAGUAUUUGAACUUGAAGAAUAAACAUUUACAGAAUGAGAAAAAUCACCAAAUGUGUACUGAACUGCCUUAUUUCAUUUCAAACAUGUGUUACUUGUGUUUGUGUUUUUUAAGAAAUAUGCCAAUUUACUUAUAAAUAACCCAUCCACCCAUUAUCUAUACCUGCUUGUGUUUAUCAGGUUCAUGGGGGGCUGGAGCCCACACCAGAUCACUUUAGGUGAGAGGCAAUGAAAAAGUCCUGAAAGUGUGCACUAGCUAAAAGCUCAGGGAAAGCAUACAGAAUGAGGAGGUGGAAUUAAAGGUCCCAUAUUGUAGAAAGUGAGAUUUUCAUCUCUUUUGUAUUAUAAAGCAG
Messenger RNA from Sebastes umbrosus (honeycomb rockfish), 1455 nucleotides. RefSeq names its product olfactory receptor 52N5-like. Gene Ontology annotation, molecular function: olfactory receptor activity. Lineage: Eukaryota; Metazoa; Chordata; Actinopteri; Perciformes; Sebastidae. Gene Ontology annotation, cellular component: membrane. The transcript has a single exon. The coding region runs from base 150 to 1094 and encodes 314 amino acids. Gene Ontology annotation, biological process: G protein-coupled receptor signaling pathway. The record is from RefSeq and is a predicted model, not a curated record.